AUGAGUACACACAUGCACUGCCGGCCCUUCUGCGGCACUUAUACUUCAACUUCUUCGUCUUCAUCUCUGUUUGCUCGUCUCGGUUCUAGUACAACUUCAAAUAAUCAAACUUACACUUCUUCAACUUAUCAUCAAUAUGAUCAAACAUUACAUACAUCAGCUAUAGUAAGACGUCAUCGCCGAUUAGAGGAUCCAAUAACGACAUAUGCUUCAAACUAUUAUGCUACGUUUCCUCGUCAGAUGUCCAAAUCAUCAUCACGACAAUUGACAUUACUUUCAUCACAACCUUCUUCAUUAUCGUUAUCACGUCAAAAAUAUAAACAAUCAAAUCAUAAGAAUAUUUAUUGUGAUCUUUUUAAUUUACUCGAACGUCCUUCUCCACCAACAUCUUCACUAAUUAAACAAAGAAAAAAAUACAAAUCUAAUGAUUACAGUCCGUCUCGUCAUCAUUAUCCCAAAAAUAUGGAAAAUUGCCAUACAAAAGUGAAAUGUACUAAUGAUAAAAAACAUCAUAAUCACACAUAUACUUAUUAUAAAGAAAAAAAAUGUCAAGACGAUAAAUUAUCAAACAUAGAACAAUAUGAGCAAUCUCCAGAAAAGACAAAAAAUAUUAAUAAUAUUUAUCAACGACGUUCAUCAAACAGAGGAUUCUUUCGACGAUUGCUAUGCAAUUAUUUUUGUCUAACUUCAACAGUUGCUACUAAUGAGUAUUUAAGCUAG
This is a messenger RNA of Rotaria sp. Silwood1, 720 nucleotides long. The record is from the annotation of a GenBank genome assembly. NCBI's taxonomy places the organism in Eukaryota, Metazoa, Rotifera, Eurotatoria, Philodinida, Philodinidae.